GCCAGGACAGGAGGCUGGGGCUUGGAGGAGGUCUGGGGACAGAAAUGGGUGAGCCAGAGAACCGCGGCGGGUGUUUGCGGUCUGGUUAGUUGGUAGGAUCCAGAGGUGUUAAGUUUGAGUCCAGUAAGGGCUGGGCGGGGAGGAAGGGUCUCGAGGAGGCCUAGGGGUGCGUAGCUGGUGGAGGAGAGCUGGACUGCGACCCAGGGCCAGGAGGAGAGUGAGCAGUAGCCGGGCGCGUGAGGCGAAGAUGGGCAGGCAGGCGGGCUGAAGUGUGAGGCUGGUGUGAAGAAGUAAAGCAGGGUCCAGGUGGAGGUGGGGAAAGUCUAUUGGUGGCAGCAUCUCAGGUGCAAGGCCGGCACAGGCUGAGGGUGGCCCAGGGUGAGUGUGUGGAGAGCCGGACCCCACAGCGAGACCCUAGGCCAGGUCAAGGCAGUGGCCCCAUGAGGGAAACCCUUCCUUGGGGUCCCUGAAGCCAUGCUGUCCCGCAAGGGCAUCAUCCCCGAGGAGUAUGUGCUGACUCGUCUGGCAGAGGACCCCACAGAGCCCCGAUACCGCGCCCGAGAGCGGAGGGCCCGCUUUGUGUCCAAGAAAGGCAACUGCAACGUGGCCCACAAGAACAUCCGGGAGCAGGGCCGCUUCCUGCAGGACGUGUUCACCACGCUGGUGGACCUCAAGUGGCCGCACACGCUGCUCAUCUUCACCAUGUCUUUCCUGUGCAGCUGGCUGCUCUUUGCCAUGGUCUGGUGGCUCAUUGCCUUUGCCCACGGUGACCUGGCCCCUGGCGAGGGCACCACGGUGCCCUGUGUUACCAGCAUCCACUCCUUUUCAUCCGCGUUCCUUUUCUCCAUCGAGGUCCAGGUGACCAUCGGUUUUGGUGGGCGCAUGGUGACCGAGGAGUGCCCGCUGGCCAUCUUGAUCCUCAUUGUGCAGAACAUUGUGGGGCUCAUGAUCAACGCCAUCAUGCUGGGCUGCAUCUUCAUGAAGACCUCCCAGGCGCAUCGGCGGGCAGAGACCCUCAUCUUCAGCAAGCAUGCGGUCAUUGCUCUGCGCCACGGCCGCCUCUGCUUCAUGCUGCGCGUGGGUGACCUCCGGAAAAGCAUGAUCAUCAGUGCCACCAUCCACAUGCAGGUGGUCCGAAAGACCACGAGUCCCGAGGGCGAGGUGGUCCCCCUCCACCAGGUGGACAUCCCCAUGGAGAACGGUGUGGGGGGUAACAGUAUCUUCCUGGUGGCCCCGCUCAUCAUCUACCAUGUCAUCGAUGCCAACAGUCCACUCUACGACCUGGGACCCAGUGACCUGCACCACCACCAGGACCUCGAGAUCAUCGUCAUCCUGGAAGGUGUGGUGGAAACCACGGGCAUUACCACCCAGGCCCGCACCUCCUACCUGGCUGACGAAAUUCUGUGGGGCCAUCGCUUUGUCCCCAUCGUGGCAGAGGAGGAUGGCCGCUAUUCGGUGGACUAUUCCAAGUUUGGCAACACCAUUAAAGUGCCCACACCACUCUGCACAGCUCACCAGCUUGACGAGGACCACAGCCUGCUCGAUGCCCUGACUCUUGCCUCGACCCGUGGGCCCCUGCGCAAGCGCAGUGUGCCUGUGGCCAAGGCCAAACCCAGGUUCAGCAUCUCUCCGGAUUCCCUGUCCUGAGUCACGGUCCCUGGGGCUCUGCCGCAAAUGUGUGUGCUCGGGCAGUGUGUUGUGGUAUGUAGAGUGGGUGAGAUGUGGGGCACCUGGCCAUGCAGGAGCCUGGAGUGAGGAUGGACCCUCCUUGGCUCAGCCUCCCCCUGCUGCGUGACCAGGAUGUUACAAGGCACUUGUCACUACGCUAUUUCUGGCCUCAGCAAGAGUCUAUACCAGGUUAUUUUUGUCCCUGCUCCUCCUAGCCCCAGCUCAGGAGUGGCUUACCCCUCUUUCCCUGCCCAAAGCUGGGGAGGCUGUGGGAAUUGCUAGACCCUAAAGCCGGGUCCCCAACCCCGUGAUUGGCCUGCCACAAGCAGAAAGUGGCUGGGGAAGACGGCCCCUGAGUUGUGGAACUGCUGCUUUGUUUCUGUGCUCUUGAGAAAGAGCUGAGACCAGCUCCCGGCCUCCUUGGUCUCUGAAGUGAUGAGCUAAGGGGUGGACCUGACCAGUCAGGGAGGGGGAGACAGAGACCGCCAGCUGCUGUGCAAACAGAGCCAGGCUGGGGCUGACAGGGCUCCCAUCUGUGGGCAGGCACAGGCCAGAAAAGGGGAUAUAGUGGGGCGGUGUAGGUGGGGCUGCAGGACAUGAGGAGGUUCUGCGGAGGCUCUGAGAGGAAAAGAUGGACCUGGCUCCCAACUCUUCACCCCUAACACCAGGCUUCUGCAGAGAGGGCUCCGUGGGCUAGGGGUACUGGGCCCAUUCUGUUCCCACCUUGAGAGGCUGGAGUGUGCUGGGCAGACCCCGACAAGCUGAGUAGAGAGACUGAGGUGAUGUGAACCACAUAUAAUGGGCCUCGCACUGAACUUCACUCCUGGCUCACCAGUGACAGCUGUAAUUUGUGUCGUCUGUCCAGAAGGAGCCUGUGGUAGCGGUAUGGAGCUGCUUUCUGGUUGCUGAAAAGUGGGUGUUGGAAAGUUGAGGAUGUUGGGAUGGAUGGAUCCCCCACGGAAAAGAAAUCUUUUGGCUUGACCUGAGCCUGGACUCUCAGAGCAGUGCUGUGUCCUUGCCCACAAUUCUGCCUUCCCCAUUGCCAAUAAAGUCUGCACCUCCAUA
This is a messenger RNA of Cavia porcellus (domestic guinea pig), 2733 nucleotides long. RefSeq names its product potassium inwardly rectifying channel subfamily J member 11 (gene Kcnj11). Gene Ontology annotation, cellular component: plasma membrane. Gene Ontology annotation, molecular function: ATP-activated inward rectifier potassium channel activity. The record is from RefSeq and is marked provisional. Lineage: Eukaryota; Metazoa; Chordata; Mammalia; Rodentia; Caviidae. Gene Ontology annotation, biological process: potassium ion import across plasma membrane; regulation of monoatomic ion transmembrane transport.